CGCACUUGUAUAAAAACAAUCACAUUGCGCUAGCUAGGUUAAUUGCUUACGACGUCACUAAACUCUCCCUUGAAACUUGUCUCUUCCUUCUCAAGCAAACAUGAGACCUCCUCUAACUGGUGGACGUGGUGGUGGUGGGUUCAGCGGUGGACGUGGUGGCGGUGGGUUUAGUGGUGGACGGGGAGGUAGCUCUGGAGGUAGAGGAAGAGGUUUUGGAGACCGUGGACGCGGCAGAGGCAUGAGAGGAAGAGGUAGAGGAGAGCCUGGUCGCGGAAGAGGAGCACCAGGACGUGGAGGAAUGAAGGGAGGCAGCAAAGUGAUUGUGGAGCCACACAGACACGCUGGAGUGUUCAUUGCAAAGAGUAAAGAAGAUGCUCUUGUUACUAAAAACUUGGUUCCUGGUGAAGCUGUUUACAACGAGAAGAGAAUCUCUGUUCAGAAUGAGGAUGGAACCAAGACUGAGUACAGGGUGUGGAACCCUUUCCGUUCUAAGUUGGCCGCUGCUAUUCUCGGUGGUGUUGAUAACAUUUAUAUCAUACCUGGUGCUAAAGUUCUAUACCUUGGUGCUGCCUCUGGAACUACAGUCUCCCAUGUAUCUGAUAUUGUUGGACCUGAGGGAUGUGUUUACGCGGUUGAGUUUUCUCACAGAAGUGGUAGAGACUUGGUGAACAUGGCUAAGAAGAGAACUAAUGUUAUUCCCAUCAUUGAAGAUGCUAGACACCCUACUAAAUACAGAAUGCUCGUAGGCAUGGUUGAUGUUAUCUUCGCUGAUGUUGCUCAGCCUGAUCAGGCUAGGAUCGUGGCUUUGAAUGCAAAUUUCUUCCUCAAAACAGGAGGUCACUUUGUUAUCUCAAUCAAGGCUAACUGUAUCGAUUCAACAGUUCCAGCAGAAGCUGUGUUUCAGAGCGAAGUGAAGAAGCUGCAACAAGAGCAGUUCAAGCCAGCAGAGCAAGUGACUCUUGAGCCAUUUGAGCGUGACCAUGCUUGCGUCGUUGGUACCUACCGUGCGCCUAAGAAGGUCAAGGCUGCUACUGCUGCUUAGUAGUUCAGAGAUUCCUUCUUUUUUUUUUUUAGAUUUGGUUCACUCCUUUUUUGUUCCUCAGAUUUUGCUUCUAUCUUUCCUCCCUUUAGAAUCUCUAAGGUUUUAGGUUUUUUAUCCAAGUUUUGAGUAUGUAUACUUUUUGAACCUUGUUACUAAUCUAUUUUUUGUUUGUUCA
Messenger RNA from Brassica napus (rape), 1217 nucleotides. RefSeq names its product rRNA 2'-O-methyltransferase fibrillarin 2. Gene Ontology annotation, molecular function: histone H2AQ104 methyltransferase activity; rRNA methyltransferase activity; RNA binding. Gene Ontology annotation, biological process: rRNA methylation; box C/D sno(s)RNA 3'-end processing. Gene Ontology annotation, cellular component: small-subunit processome; nucleolus; box C/D methylation guide snoRNP complex. Lineage: Eukaryota; Viridiplantae; Streptophyta; Magnoliopsida; Brassicales; Brassicaceae. The record is from RefSeq and is a predicted model, not a curated record. The coding region runs from base 101 to 1042 and encodes 313 amino acids. The transcript is spliced from 7 exons.